GGUGGAGAAACGUCUCUUCAAUCGACUCGUUGGACACGCACCGAGCCUGCUCCAGUCUGUUCGACCAGAGCGCCGCCUGCCUCUGUUCCUCCCGCGCAGCGACCCGGCGGCCGGCGACCAAGGCGGUGCCCGCGGCGAGGUCUUCGCAGCCUAGGGUUCGGCUUCACUCCUCCUCCUCUCCGCAUCUCGGUCUUCACCCAGGCGCGGCGGCGGCGCCAUCCCGCCCGUCAGCUCUCGUCACAGAAAACGCCGCAGCUCUAAUUUGAUCGUUUGUUAUAGUCCAGAUUAAGGGAGUAGGAUUACCCAUCUGGUAACUGGCACCUAAAUUUUUCUACUAGUUUGUGUCUAACAUGUUACAUGUGCAGUCCUGUACUAGAACUCUAGAAGUCAAUCAUGAGCAUCCUAUCACAUGCUUGUAAGCCCAAUUCACAAUGACCAUUCCAGCUAUUUUCCGAGUCUCUUUGUUGGCUCCAGGAGUUGUAAACUUGUAAUCUGAGGAAACAAUCUGAAUCAAGGCACGGAUCGGCGUGAUGUCUUUCCUGAGGCUGUUACCUCAAAGGUUGCCCCAAUUUGUUAGGCAGGUGGAGCGAGAUGUCGAGACUGUAAUCAAUGUUCUGCAGCCAGGUCCAAUAGGAAUUGUGGAGCAUAAGUUCACUGAUGCAGAGAUCCGCGAGGCGCAAGUCACUGUAAGGAGUGCUGUUGAGAAAUGGCGAAGGAACAGUGCUCUGGAGAGAAAUCUUGGCACUGGUUCUUUUCAUAAAUCGAAGUAGCGCUCUAUGUCAUGACUUGGUGCAGCGCACCAAUACUGAAAAUAAAAGUGUGCCAUGGUUGCAACUGUUGGUCUUGGUGUAGUUAAUGUGUUUUCUCUGUCAGUGAACCAAUGCAAUUGAUCAUGAUAUACCUCCUCGAUGAUCUAUUAUCGGCAAAAGUACACUCUGCUCAAGUUUCUGAAA
Molecule: messenger RNA, 953 nt
Organism: Triticum aestivum (bread wheat)
Lineage: Eukaryota; Viridiplantae; Streptophyta; Magnoliopsida; Poales; Poaceae
Exons: 5
Coding region: 531-770 (79 amino acids)
Source: RefSeq, a predicted model, not a curated record